AUGGAACUACCUAAAGGACAUGCCUCGUUUAAUUCAAAUUUAUUUACACCUAAUAAUAACAAUCGUCGUCCAGAAAGAUCAGUAGCAUUUGGAAAAAUUCCAUUAGCAUCUAUAUUAGCCACACAAAAACGAGAAGUAAAUAAUUCAAUGAAACAUGAACCAUUAUUACAAAAACCAACAAUUAUCACAAGGACAAAUUCAAAUAAUUCAACGACAAAUUCAAGAAAAAAUUCAGCAUUAUUAUCGUCAAAAGGUAAAAGUUUAUGGAUGAAAACAGCUGAACCUCUGAUAUUGAGUCGAACUAGACGUAGUGAAUUGAAAAAAAAAUUAUUAAGAUUAUUACUUGUAUUCAGUUAUUUAUUAUCAAUAUCGUUAUUUGCCAUUGCAUUAGCAACAUUUUACGGUUUCUUUUGGACCGCACAUAUCCCACCAACAUCGUCAGACAAUGAUACGUUUACAGGUCAUGAUACAAGUACAAUACCACAUAGUGAAUCACAGGUAGAUCAAUAA
This is a messenger RNA of Didymodactylos carnosus, 510 nucleotides long. The record is from the annotation of a GenBank genome assembly. NCBI's taxonomy places the organism in Eukaryota, Metazoa, Rotifera, Eurotatoria, Philodinida, Philodinidae.